Messenger RNA from Hydatigera taeniaeformis, 1188 nucleotides. The record is from the annotation of a GenBank genome assembly. NCBI's taxonomy places the organism in Eukaryota, Metazoa, Platyhelminthes, Cestoda, Cyclophyllidea, Taeniidae.
AUGCGGAUUCUUAGCAAAAGCAUUCACAAGUACUUGUCAGGUUGUAUUUCAAUGAUUGCCGAGAAUGAGGAAGAUAUGUGGCUUAUAUACAACCUUGUUCAAGUUGGUGAUCGGGUUUGCUGUUCUACAGUACGCAAAGUACAAACUGAAAAUGCAACAGGCAGCGUCACCUCCAAAACCGUCCGUACUAACCUCACAAUUGAAAUAGAAACCAUUGACUUCGACACACAUGGUUCAAUUCUUCAUCUCAAAGGCAAGAAUGUUGUGGAGAAUCAGCAUGUAAAAAUGGGUGCGUACCAUACAUUGCAAAUUGGGGUUCAGGAGAAAUUUACUUUGCACAAAGAGGCCUGGGAUACCGUGUCUCUUCUUUUGGUGGACCAGGCAGGCGAUCCAACCCAACAGGCCGAUCUUGCGGCUGUGGUCAUGCAUGAGGGCUUGGCCUAUCUUUGCCUCAUUACCAACAGUACCACUCAUGUUCGAGCUAAGAUUGAAAACACUAUUCCUCGCAAACGAGCUAACAUGCCCACCUCUCCGCAUGAUAAAGCGAUUGCCAAGUUCUUUGAUCAAAUCAUCCAAGCUAUUGAACGUCAUGUUCGCUUUGAUGUUGUCAAAUGUGUGAUAAUAGCCAGUCCGGGCUUUCUAAAGGAUCAUUUUUUCGAGUAUCUUUGCCAACAGGCAUUGCGAGGAGCUGAGGACAAACGUGUGCUUUUGGACAAUAAACGAAAAUUUUUGCUGGUACAUUCUUCUUCAGGCCAUAAGCAUGCGUUGAAAGAAGUUCUUGCUGAUCCUGCGGUGGUGAGCAGAAUUGCUAACACUAAGGCAUUGGGGGAGAUCACUGCACUGAAUGAGUUCUAUCAGAUGCUUAAAGCAGACCCUUCUCGUGCCUUUUAUGGCGUGAAACAUGUUCAAGCAGCUGUCGACGCAUACGCAGUGGAGACGCUCCUCAUCUCUGAUGCUCUGUUCCGCUCCCGGGACCUAAUAGAGCGCAAAAAAUUCGUUGAUAUUGUUGACUCAGUCACUAAGAGCAUGGGGACUGUGCGCAUCUUUUCCAGCCUUAACGUUUCUGGCGAGCAGUUGAACCAACUUUCAGGGAUUGCAGCAGUCCUGCGUUUCCCCGUGGCAGAGCCGCAGUCUGACGAUGAGGAUGACGGGAACGACUCGGAUGAAGGGGAAAUGGUUACUGCCUGA